Molecule: messenger RNA, 1026 nt
Organism: Chrysochloris asiatica (Cape golden mole)
Lineage: Eukaryota; Metazoa; Chordata; Mammalia; Afrosoricida; Chrysochloridae
Gene: CYSLTR2
Product: cysteinyl leukotriene receptor 2
Exons: 1
Coding region: 1-1026 (341 amino acids)
Biological process (GO): G protein-coupled receptor signaling pathway
Cellular component (GO): plasma membrane
Molecular function (GO): leukotriene receptor activity
Source: RefSeq, a predicted model, not a curated record
AUGGAUAGAAAACCUACAUCAUUGCCUCUCUCCUCCUCCAAAGCAGAGAUGGAACAGCAUGUCAACUUCAGCAACAACAGUAGCUGCAUAAUUGACAAUUUUAAGAGAGAAUUUUACCCUGUCAUGUACCUGAUCAUCUUCAUCUGGGGAGCCUUGGGAAAUGGCUUUUCCAUAUUUGUUUUCCUGCAGCCUUAUAAGAAGUCCACACCUGUGAAUAUUUUCAUGUUAAACUUGGCCAUUUCUGAUCUGCUGUUCACAACCACACUGCCUUUCAGGGUCGACUACUACCUCAGAGGCUCCAAUUGGAUAUUUGGGGACUUGGCCUGCAGGAUCAUGUCUUAUUCCAUGUAUGCCAAUAUGUACAGCAGCAUUUAUUUCCUGACUGUGCUGAGUGUUGUGCGUUUCCUGGCAACUGUUCACCCCUUCCGGCUCCUUCAUAUCACCAGCAUUAGGAGUGCCUGGGUCCUAUGUGGGGUCAUCUGGAUUCUUAUCGUGAUUCCCUUAGCAGUGCUUCUGAACAGUGAGGCUCAGAAGAACAAUGUUACUUUAUGCUUAGAGCUGAAUAACAAUAAAGCUGAUAAACUGCAGAUCCUGAACCACAUCACCUUAGUGAUGGGCUUCUUAUUGCCAUUCUGCACUCUGAGCAUCUGUUACCUACUGAUCAUUCGAACUCUGCUGAAGGUGGAGGUCCCAGAAUCAGGCCCCAGGAUUUCUCAUAGGAAGGCACUGACCACCAUCAUCAUCUCCUUGAUCAUCUUCUUCUUGUGUUUCCUGCCGUAUCACAUACUAAGAACCCUCCAUCUGGCUGUGUGGCAAACAUGCAAAGCCUCGCUCCAUAAAGCUGUGGUCAUCACACUGACAUUGGCUGCAGCCAAUACCUGCCUGAAUCCUUUGCUUUAUUACUUUGCUGGAGAGAAUUUUCAGGACAGACUGAGGGCCAUUCUCAGCAAAGGUCAUCCACAUAUGAUAAAGACCAACUUCCAAUUUCCUGUUUGUGUGCGGUCGGAAAAGGAAACAAGAGUAUAA